CAUUGGCAUUGACUUUUGAUCAAGUUGUCAACCGAGUUCAACCGACAGAUAGUCGUUAUUUGAAUUUUUGGCUUCGUCAAUGUCUGGGAACUGUUAUGAGAACUUAGAAAUUAGAAAAGACUAUAAAUAAAUAAAAGAGAAAUGUGAUUAAUGUUUAUAUUUUAAGUAUAAUUUGUGCGUUUUUGAAAUCAAAGUCAACGUAUUUCUAUGAAAAUGAGUACUGACAAUUCAGAUACGGGUGCAGGCAUCGCCCUCUCGUUAGUCGCCCAAUUCGACGAUAUAAAUCGCUUAAAUAGUGUUUUAAACGAUGGAGCUUCAGAAGAAUGUUUCCUGGCAUUUGUUAAGCAAAUGGAAUGGGUUCGCACUCAAUGGGCUUCGGCUGAGGCAGAGGCCGCCCGACUCCAGACUGAACUAGAUGAGGCUUUAAGAACAUUGGCAAAAUGGGAGGCUAAGUUUGCUCAUGUGCGGAAGCUUCUAGAUGGAGAGAAAAGAGAAAGAAACAUAGUCAUGAAGAAAUAUAAUGAAUUGAGCAAGCUACUGGACAUGGCUAGAGACUUGCUGUUCAAUGAUAAUAGAGCAAAAUUGAACAAUGAAACACUGCAGAAGCUCGCUUUUCUCAAUGGGACUGCACAACAAGAUCAUAAUGCAAAAUUGAGUGGAGUACCGGAGCUUAAUUCUACUGGUACAUUGUUAUCAGAAAUGUCAUAUUCUCGCUCUGAAGACGAUCUUGACUUAUCACUAGCAUCAACUCGACGUUCAUGGGUACAACGUGGUGGAUGGACUGCAAGAGAGAACCCCCCUGCUAAUAAGAAACGUCGUUCUUCCACAUCAUCUGCAACUAAGACGGUUGAGCUGCAAGGUGGUAAGGUGCUGGCCACCGCCACGACUACCUUGACGCUUGAGCGAGCUCCUACUACACACGACCUCAAGCCGCCACAAAACUUCCAACCAAUAUCAGAAAGUAGUGAUGAAGGUCCACCAGCUCGAAAGUCAGCUACUCGUCUCUCUGGUCGCAGUGUACCCAAGCAAGAGUGUAUACCUUCAGCCCCGCCGAUAAGUGAAUCCGAAAGUGCUCCAGACACCCCCCGAGCACCGCCUCAACGCACACCUUCUGUUGUCUCAGCUGCCUACGGCGGUUCCCCUCGGGUGAGACCGAGGCAGCACAACUUCGUCGCUAAGAACUUUUAUAAGAGGGAAACUUGUGGACCUUGUGGGAAAACAAUCAAGUUCGCGAAAGUCGGCGUGAAGUGCGAGCAGUGUCGCGCGCAGGCGCACCCCGAGUGUCGCUCGCUGCUGCCGCUGCCCUGCGUGCCGCCCGGGCGGGCUCACAGCGCGCAGGAGGGCAGCAUAGCAGACUUUGCGCCGUCUACACCUCCAAUGGUGCCUGCGUUGUUGGUACACUGCGUCAAUGAGGUGGAGAAGAGAGGUUUGAAUGAACGGGGCAUAUACCGCAUAAGUGCAGUGGAGAAAGAUGUUAAACGAUUGAAGGAACGCUUCCUCCGCGGUUGCGGAUCACCCCAACUGUCAACCGAGGACAUACAUAUAGUCUGCGGUUGUAUUAAGGACUUUUUAAGAUCACUCCGAGAGCCUCUCGUAUCGAGUGCUCUUUGGACCGAUUUCAUGGAUGCUGCUAAGCUUUCGGAACCUACAGAUGCUACCGCAUCAGUUGUACAAGCAGUUAGCCAACUACCCCAACCCAAUAGGGACACUUUGGCUUUCUUAGUACUACAUUUGCAAAAAGUAGCUGAGAGUCCUGAAUGUGAAAUGGGUAUAGACAACUUGGCGAAGAUCUUUGGUCCGACCGUCGUCGGCUACGGGAUGAUGACCCAAGCGGCAGAGAUGUAUACCGCAACAACACAAAUGGUCAACGUGAUGCAGCUGCUGCUGCGCCUGCCGGGCGACUACUGGGCGCAGUGGGCGUGCGCGCCCGCCUCGCCCGCCGCCAGCCGCCCGCGCGGGUUCUUCUUCUCGCCGCACGACACCGGUGUUUCGCGGAAGAAGAGAAACUACUUCCAGUGACAUUGGAAAAAUAUUUUUAUUAUUAAUAGCAUAAGUAAGUUUCAUUUCGGUUUGUUUGUGUAAAGAAGCAGUUAUGUUAACCAUUUUAUGUUAUCGUGCUCUAACUAAUAUAUUAAAGUAUAUAUAUUUAAGUUUUGCUUAUAUAUUUAUAAAAAAGUAACCUUAAGAUAUUUUUAAUAGAAAUAUAGUAACUACUUUUGAUAAAAGAAAUCUAAGAAGUACAAGUUUUUUUUUUUAAUUUAAUAUGUCUAAAACUUAAUGUAGCAACUUGUUUAUAUAAAAUUUGUUAGGAGUUAAAAAUGAACUAAAUAAUAGUUUAUAUAUUUAGAAAUACAUAUCUAACAUUAAAUGAAUAUGAGUCUCAAAGGCAAUAACAUAAUUAUCAUCGAAUAAUAAACGAGCUACAAUUUAAAAUUCAGACAAUUUUGAAAUUGCAAUAUGAAAAUUUAAUAACUUAUUUCUCGUAAAGCGUUGAGGUAAAGAUAAUCAUGUGUUUGAUACUAGUAAUUCGAGUAUAUUGUUUUACUGUGUGUCUGAAACACAGAUUGAAAUUAUUGUUAUCAUACCAAGCCUAAUAAUUAAAAUAUGAGCCUGUGACGGUACACAGUUUAAAAAAGCUCAGUAAAAUAAAUAAACCAGUGGAUAUAAUCCUUCAUUAAAUGUCUUUAAUAAUGAAAUAAUAAGUUUUUUAAUAAAAAAAAUACUCGAAAAAUUGCGUUUAGUUAACAGUAGCGAAACAUAUUCAUAAAAGUUGCCUAUAAGUUGUAUUAUUAAACUGCUCAUCAGUUACUUAAGUUUUACAGAAAAAAUGUUAUAUUAUCUCCUGUACUUACUUAAAUUAAUUUUGUUCUUGUUUAAAUUAUAGUCACGUAUUUAGUUAUUAGUAAUUUAGUUUUUAUACAUUGUCUGCUAUAGACAUAGUAAACCUUUAU
Messenger RNA from Nymphalis io (European peacock), 2951 nucleotides. Its product is annotated as rac GTPase-activating protein 1-like. Lineage: Eukaryota; Metazoa; Arthropoda; Insecta; Lepidoptera; Nymphalidae. The transcript has 13 exons. Gene Ontology annotation, biological process: signal transduction. The record is from RefSeq and is a predicted model, not a curated record. The coding region runs from base 208 to 2019 and encodes 603 amino acids.